CUACAUCUGGUCCCAUUAUCCUCUCUCCAUGCAGGGGAUGAAGUGGUUUAGCACCAUGUCCCUCGGCAGCAAAAGGAGCAAGAGGAGGGGUAGAAGGAGCACCAGUCGCCACGGUGGAGGGGAAGGUGCGCUGCUCUCCCUGGCCCUCCUGGUGGCGGUGACGGCCACGGUGGACCCGGUGGCAGCGCAGAAGCAGCGGACGGGCGGUGGGUCGGAGAAAGUGCCGGUUCUGAACAUCGCCGUGAUCCUGGGGUGCACGCGCUACAUCUCGGACCAGGACAUCCGGGCGCUGUGGAGCAAAGAGGACCCUAUCGACGUCAACGUGGUCACGCUGCUGGUCAACAAGACCGACCCGAAAAGCAUCAUCACCCACAUGUGUGACCUGAUGUCAGGGACCAAGAUCCACGGCGUGGUGUUUGGGGAUGGCACUGACCAAGAGGCCAUUGCCCAGAUUUUGGAUUUUAUUUCCUCGCAGACACUCAUACCCAUUUUGGGCAUCCAUGGGGGCUCGUCCAUGAUCAUGGCUGACAAGGAUGUGAAGUCGACAUUUUUCCAGUUUGGUGCUUCCAUCCAGCAGGAGGCUCUGUUGAUGCUGAACAUCAUGGAAGAGUAUGACUGGCAUGUGUUCUCAAUUGUCACGUCAAAGUUUCCUGGAUACCAGGAGUUCAUCAACAUCCUAAAAACUACAGUGGACAACAGUUUUGUGGGCUGGGACCUGCAGAAUAUCAUCACUCUGGAUGCCGUGGAGGAAGACAGCCGCUCUCAGAUCAUGCUCAAGAAGGUCCAGUCUCCGGUGGUCCUGCUUUACUGCUCCAAAGAUGAAGCGGUGUACAUCUUGGAGGAGGCUCGCUCUCUGGGCCUGACUGGAUUCGGUUACAUCUGGAUCGUGCCGUCGCUCACGACGGGGAACCCCGAGAUAAUGCCGGAAGCGUUUCCGUCGGGGAUGAUUUCAGUGUCGUACGACGACUGGGACUACCCGUUGGAGGCGCGCGUUCGCGACGGACUGGGGAUCAUAACGUCUGCCGCGGCAGCCAUGCUGGUGGAGUACGGUGACAUCCCAGAGGCCAAGACAUCCUGUUACGGCCCGAUGGAAAAGACAUCAAAGCUCCCGCCCAGCGCACUACACAAGUACAUGAUGAACGUGACAUGGGAUGGCAGGGACUUGUCAUUCACAGAGGAUGGCUACCAAGAAUACCCAAAGCUUGUUGUCAUUGUUCUCAAUAAAGAGAGAGAGUGGGAAAAGAUGGGAAAACUUGACAAUCGCAGCCUGACACUAAAGUACCCGGUGUGGCCACGGUUCAACUCGUUUGGCGAUGCCGAGCUGGACGACAACCACCUGUCCAUUGUCACCUUGGAGGAGAAACCCUUUGUUAUUGUGGAGGAUGUUGAAAGACUCACUGGCACCUGUAUGAGGAACUCUGUGCCCUGCAGGAAGCAUAUCAAAGACAACACAACUGAGGCUGGUGGAACGUAUAUCAAAAAGUGCUGCAAAGGCUUCUGCAUCGACAUUCUGAAGAAGAUUGCCAAGUACGUCAAAUUUACGUAUGACUUGUACCUGGUAACCAAUGGCAAGCAUGGCAAGAAAAUCAACAAUGUCUGGAAUGGGAUGGUGGGAGAGGUGGUCUAUAAGAAAGCCGUCAUGGCCGUCGGAUCUCUGACGAUCAAUGAGGAGCGUUCUGAGGUCAUCGAUUUCUCCGUCCCGUUCGUAGAAACUGGGAUCAGCGUCAUGGUCUCACGUAGUAAUGGAACUGUCUCGCCAUCAGCUUUUCUCGAGCCAUUCAGUGCAUCAGUGUGGGUGAUGAUGUUUGUGAUGCUCCUACUGGUGACUGCAAUGGCUGUCUUCAUGUUUGAGUACAUCAGUCCUCUUGGCUUUAACAGAAAUCUGGCACAAGGAAAAGAUCCCCACGGUCCUUCUUUUACCAUGGGCAAGGCCGUUUGGCUGCUGUGGGGUCUGGUCUUUAACAACUCUGUGCCAGUGCAAAACCCCAAAGGAACCACCAGCAAGUUCAUAGUGUCGGUGUGGGCCUUCUUUGCUGUCAUCUUCCUGGCCUCGUACACUGCCAACUUGGCUGCCUUCAUGAUUCAGGAGGAGUUUGUUGACCAAGUCACUGGGCUGUCAGACAACAAGUUUCAGAAUCCAUACGCAUACUCUCCUCCGUUCCGCUUUGGGACAGUCCCGAAUGGGUCCACUGAGAGGAACAUCAGGAAGAACUACCCAGCCAUGCACCAGUACAUGGUGAAGUACCAUCAAACUGGUGUUGUGGACGCACUUGUCAGCCUCAAAUCAGGCAAACUGGAUGCCUUCAUUUAUGACGCUGCAGUGUUGAACUACAUGGCUGGGAGAGAUGAAGGGUGUAAGCUUGUGACCAUCGGCAGCGGGUACAUAUUUGCUACCACUGGUUAUGGCAUUGCUCUGCAGAAAGGUUCCUUCUGGAAGCGACAGGUGGAUCUGGCCAUCUUGGCCAUCAUCGGGGAUGGUGAAAUGGAAGAACUGGAGGCCCAGUGGCUGACAGGAAUCUGUCACAAUGAGAAGAACGAAGUCAUGUCAAGUCAGCUGGAUGUGGACAACAUGGCGGGGGUCUUCUACAUGCUGGCCACGGCGAUGGGACUGUCCCUCAUCACCUUCGUCUCGGAGCAUCUCUUCUACUGGAGGCUGAGAUACUGCUUCACCGGAGUCUGCUCUGGCAGGCCAGGGCUUCUUUUCUCCAUCAGCAGGGGAAUCUGGAGCUGUAUCCAUGGAGUUCACAUUGACAUGAAGAAGAAGACAGACCUUGACUUCAGCCCCCAGGACAAAAUGCUUAAGCUCAUUAAGUCUGCGAAACAGAUGACCAACAUGUCUAACCUCAGUGGCUCCCGCAUGAACUCGCCUAAACGAGAAUUCAUGCACUCAGCUGGUCCCAUGAUCAUGGACAUGAUGGCAGAGAAAGGCAACUUCAUUUAUGCUGACAACAGAAGCUACGCUCCCAAAGAUAUGAUCUAUGGGGACACCGGUGACCUUCAGUCUUAUCUUGCAAAUCGCCACAAAGACCACCUCAACAACUAUAUUUUUCAAGGCGGGCAGCAUCCCCUGACCCUGAAUGAUGCCAAUCCAAAUACCGUGGAGGUAGCAGUGAGUGCUGACACGGUCCAAACAAAUGCAAAGUCUCAGCGAACCCUGUGGAAAAAGUCAACCGACACGUUGCGUUCUGUGCCACCGGGGCCUUCUCCGAUGCCUGACAUGCUAAUGCCAGAUCCACGAAUAUCCAUGAAGACGCAGCGCUACCUCCCAGAAGACACGGCCCACUCCGACAUCUCUGACUGUUCAAGCAGGGGAGCCACCUACAAGGACCCAGAAAACAACAAGCACCUGAAACCCAAGGACAACUUAAAAAAAAGAUCCGUGACGUCAAAAUACCCUAGGGAUUGCAGUGAGGUGGAGCUGUCCUACUUAAAAACUAAGCAGGUCAGUGGUGGAACCAACCAAAGUGGGAGAGGAGGAGGUGGAGGAGAGAAAAUCUACACAAUUGAUUCCGACAGGGAGAUGAGCCUCCAUUCAGAUCCCGUUCACUACCGCGAGAGUCAUGGUCUUGGAACAGAUGAUUUGGAUUACCCUGAAAUUUACUCUGACCACAGUGAUAACUAUAGAAAGUGUGAGCAGCCAAUCAUUCAUCUGAACUCCUCACCUAUGCAUCACACGGACUCAGAUCUUCUGACAGACUCGGCUUACUCGAAACACUACAGCCUAAAAGAGAAAAAUAUCUCCCUGUCCCCUCAUGAAUCCAUUGACCGCUACAAACAGACACACUGCCGAUCCUGCCUGUCCAAAGUACCCUCUAGCUACCAACAAGGAGGGCCUUACGUCUCUACAGGAUCUGCCGCAGCAUCUGGGACGCGAUCUCCAUACAAUCGAUGUGACGCAUGCCUUCACACGGCCAAUUUGUAUGACAUUAGUGAGGACCAGCUUCUUGGUGAUCCCUUGGUUAGCCCCACCAUGCAUCACCAAGAGCAGCAGCAGCCAGACGAAAUGUUUGGUCUAUACUGGCCACAGACAGAUGGGCCACAUGUCCAAAAAAGAAACCGCUUGAGGCUAAGUCGUCAGCACUCCUUUGACAACAUCAUGCUCGAAAAGCCCAAGGAUGUAGACCUGGGCCGACCAGCACGCAGCGUCAGCCUCAAGGAGAAGGAUCGCUUCUUGGACUCAGCAUCUGACUCCCACUAUGCCAAUCUCUUUGGGAUGCGCCCUUACUCCGGCAGACUCUUUGGCACUGGGUCUAAAUCAAUGCUGUUUAACAAUAACCUUGAGGAGAGCAAGAGGAGCAAGUCCCUGUACCCAACCCAUGGCUCGGAAAACCCUUUCCUCAGCCACUCGUUGAGGGAUGACACCAGCAGCAGACUGGUCCAUGGGCGCAGCUCCUCUGACAUUUACAAACAGCUGGCAGUAGGUUCUCCUUCAUUGGCCCUAGGAGCAGCUCCCAUCAAAACACGCAAUGAUGCGAACAAUCUUCGCUCUUCUGUUAAAUCCACCUCUUCAUACUGCUCAAGGGAUGGGCGGAUAGCUAAUGACAUGUAUAAUAAAGAGCAUGUGAUGCCUUACUCAGCCAAUAAGACUAGUGCAUACCCAGCCUCAAGGGGUGUCCUAAACUCAGCCCAGUUCAGCAAUAGACGGGUGUAUAAGAAAAUCCCCAGCCUGGAGUCAGAUGUUUAGUUGAUAUAAGAAAUGUUUUCUCUCCCUCUAACUCCUCUCUGGGUUUGUAUUAUAAUUUAUCAACUAUGUUAUCCACUAAGGGAUGUCAUAGCCACCUGACCAUUUUUCUUCUCUUUGACAUUGUGCUCAAAAAAAGAACUUCUGGCCCACUUGGGACUAAUUGUAUUGCUCUUACUCUCUUUGCAGAUUAUAUCACCAUAUUUGCCCAUUGUCUCCCAUGUACCAAUCAGUUUAAUAUUUGAUCAGCACUCUGCUGCACGGUUUCCAAAUGGAGGAAGAGAACAUAAUAGUGCCAUUUCUGGGAUUGGUGUAUUAGGUUUCUUUAUCGAAGAAUUCCUACUUUGCUGUUAGAAGAAGAGUGUAUUAUGUGGCAGUAAUGUGCAGGCGUUGACGGUGGUAGUGAUUUUUUUUUUUUUUAAGGAGGAUUAAGAAACAGUGGAAAAGGAGAUAAGGCUUAUAAUGACCUCCUUCUUACCAUUUUUUUCUUUUCCACCUUCACUGACAAGCUCACUACGAGAAUGGGCCUGACAGAGGAAACCAGAUGGGUGAACUAGACCUAUAGGCAUUUUGGGAAGGGAAAGGUGGAAUAGUGAGCGAGGCCAAUGGUCUGCCACUUGCUGCGCUAACAAACGUACCUACGACGACACCUGAGAGUGAAGGAGAAACACAAAGAGGAUAAAAUAAAAAAAAAGUGAACAGAUUAGUGUAAUCAACUGGCUGUUUUUGUCAGUUACUGGUUUUCUGCUUUUAAAAACCACGUCAGCGACACAACAGUGAUGAGAGCAAUGUAGGAAUAAUGUUUACAAACUGAAAGAAGGCAGACUGAGAAAAUGAUUUGUAUAGAGAAAAGGCAAGAAUAGAAACUCUAGACAGCAGAGGGGCAUUUCAUUCUUGGCACUGCACAUAUAAAAUGAUUGCAAAGUCUUACUUUUUUAUUCUAUUCAGCUAUAAAAAUUUAAAAAUCUAUGUAGAAUUUUAGUGUUUGCUUAUUUGGUAGCACAAUAGCAAUUAGUUUAAAAAGAAACUCUCUCCCACAUUUGCAUUUGAAAAAAAGGCAUAGCUUACUGAAAAAAAAAAAAUCAUCAGGAGUAGUAGGUUGUUUUGCAUGUGUUUAUUUUAUUUUUUUCCUUCAAGACAAGAGAAAAUGCACACAAAUACUCAGUCAGACACAUAUUUAUCAUGUUUCUGAAAAGGGCAAAGUUAGAGGUGCUGGGUCGGUGGAUGUAGUACAACACAAACUUUGAUCUCUAACCUUUAAACAUAAUAAACCUGUAAAGGUAAUUGUGGAAGAGAAUAAAGAUUAUAUAACAAAGAGGGGAAAGAUGACAUCUGUGUCCGCCGCUAUCACCUCUUCUGUGGUGAGCACAGGGAUAAUUUUUUGUCUUUUGAUAACUCUGCCACUGAAAAACAGGGUAUAUUUAGCUAAAAAAAAAAAAAAGCUCUGAUGAUCCCUUCCUUCUUCCUUUCUUUCAUUUACAUGUCAUAAAUAGUGUGAUCGACAACAAUUCACUUUUAGUUUUUUUAGAUUGACGUCAAGUUUAUUCUCGGUUGGCUGAACUAGGAUUGACAGUCUAUUAGUAUUUAAAGGGCAUAUAUCAUCACUUUUAAAAGGAUUCAUUUUUAUCCGUUUUCAGCCGUGCAUGUCAUGAUAGUUCCAUUCAUUCCCAUGACAAAUAGAGCAAUAUGCAAAAAUAUUGUGAAAGACAAAAUGUUGGUCAAAAGUUGCUAAAGAGUAAUGAAGAUGCGAUUGGGAUUCUUCUGAACUCAGAAGCAUUGAUACCAAAGUUUGCAGCUGAAACGUUGGUUGGAGUUUUUUUUUAUUUUUUAUUCCUGACUACGAAGGAAGUCAGGAAAAUGUUUUCUGAGAGAACUAGAUUAGAGAGCUAACAGAUGUGGGGGGGUUAAAAGUACUCUGCAAACCUAUUCUAUUUGUGUUUCAUCAUAGGGAGAAAAAAAAAAGUCAAGAGUCGCAAUAAGUCUAAUUGUAAAAGAAAACACUGGCAGCGUUCAGAUGGAAAUUCAAGUUAUUUUUUUCUCUACGUAAACAGUCGAUGGUUCCCUCUGAACGUUUUCAAUGCACAACAGUAAGAUAAAAGUCAGGACGUUACUCCAAGCAUACCAUCUGUUAGACCGCUCCAACUCUUGAAGUUGUCAAGUUGUUGUUUAGCCUUAAGUGUCAUUUGACGCUAAUGUUGCGUAGGUGGUGGAUUAGAGGGAGGUAAAUAUACUGAUUUGCAUUUAGAUUACAACUACAGUCAAACGCUCCCGCAUUCAUUUGGCUCAGACUGGUAAAAAAAUUAAUUAAUUUAAAAAAUGAGUUGAAUAUGAAAAUAAGACGGGCACGGGUGUUUAUUGAUUUAACUAGUGACAGAGUACCAAUUAAAAAAAAGCAAAAAUCACUAGAAGAAAGCAUGUUCUUGCAUAAAAACCUUUAUACUCAUUAACAAGAGCUAUGGCUGCCUUAGUGGUUUUACAGAUUUCUUUCCUAACUCUAGCAUUUAAAUAUGUUCUCUUGUCUCAGGUUUGGGGUGUGCCUUCCCUUGAAUGGAGAUUUUAAUUGUUUCAUAAACUUCAGGCAAAAAUGUUUACAACAUGAUCUUAAUGGCGAAAAUGCUGACUCCGUCAUUAUUCUGUGUUGCCAAUGCGUUCAAACACACUAUUUGACACUUUUUGAUAAGUAACCAGAGUGGGGUUUAUGGAUACCAGUUGUUCUUUGGACAAAGUUUAUCCUGUUGAUACAUUAUCAUAUGGUACUUCUUUUACACGUUCUCAAUUAGGUACUGUCAAUUUUGUAAAUUAGCCAAACUAAGCAUGAUUGGGCAUAGCUGAGACCACUACAUGGUGGGAAUAUACUUCCCAUAUCCAUCCAUUGUCUCUAUCUGUUUAUCCUUGCAUGGUUGCAGGGGGCGGGUCAGCAAUUAUUGGGUGAGAAGCAUGGUACACCAGAUAGCCAGUCAAUCACAGGCCAACACAGGACAAACCAUAAUGCAUGCACACAUUUCCAAACCUGAGCUUAUUCUAGAGACUAGUUAACCUAGGAUUUGUGUUUUUGGACUCUGAGUGUCCGGGAGAAUAUGCAGGUCCUGCUAGGCAACAGUGCUACCAGCUGUACCACCUGGAAGGCCACUCCCAUGUUAUGUGUUGAAUAUGCAUCAAAAGGCACUAGUGGUACACACAUGCCACCUGAGGCAUGGUUGAAAAGACGUUUUGGUGAUUAAAAUGUCCUUUUAAAAUUAUGAUUAUGCUUUAGAUUUCAGAAGGCUAUUCUAGAUUUUAUGGCUCACAAAUAUUGAUUAUAUUUGCCCUUUAAACACUGCAGUCUUAAAAGGAAACUGUUCUCACAUUGUGAGUAAUCCAGAUCUCUUGAGGAAGAAGAUUUUUUUUAUUAAUGGAUCCCUUGUUUUCCUUUGCACCAUUGUGUGGGUGGGUUGUGAGUCGGGGCUACUGGAUCCAAGGAGGCUCCACUGUUUUAUACUCAUCCAUCACAUAUCCAUCUGUUGGGAUUUAGUGUUAUCUGUGCAUGGCAGAUCUUGGGCAAGCUUGAAAUGAUAACCAAAACAUUUUUAUUUUAUUUUUUUUGAGGUGGGGUGGGAUUAAUCUGAUUGUUUAUUUACAUGUUUUGAUAUUUGCAUAAAGAGACAUACGUGUGUAUAUACUUCCAUGUUCACUCGUGCCAAACUUUUUGUAGCAUAAAGCUGUACAAAUUGCACACUUUAGAAAAAAA
Molecule: messenger RNA, 8408 nt
Organism: Poecilia latipinna (sailfin molly)
Lineage: Eukaryota; Metazoa; Chordata; Actinopteri; Cyprinodontiformes; Poeciliidae
Gene: grin2aa
Product: glutamate receptor, ionotropic, N-methyl D-aspartate 2A, a
Exons: 14
Coding region: 29-4684 (1551 amino acids)
Biological process (GO): monoatomic ion transport
Cellular component (GO): membrane
Molecular function (GO): ligand-gated monoatomic ion channel activity; signaling receptor activity
Source: RefSeq, a predicted model, not a curated record